Saprolegnia parasitica CBS 223.65 is the source of this 784-nucleotide messenger RNA. RefSeq lists its product as hypothetical. Lineage: Eukaryota; Oomycota; Saprolegniomycetes; Saprolegniales; Saprolegniaceae. Bases 1 to 729 code for a protein of 242 amino acids. The record is from RefSeq and is a predicted model, not a curated record. The transcript has 3 exons.
AUGUCGGACUGCCUCGUCCCGCUUGAGAUGGCCGAGAUGGACGAGAACGCCGGCGACGUGGGCAACCUUCUCUGGCCGGUUGCCGGCGCGCCCGACAUUCGCAACGUGGCCAUGAGCAUGCUCACGCUCAAGCGCGCGGCCAACGACUGGCCAUCAACCGAUGGGUGGCCAUUGGACGUGACAUGCGACGAGCCGAUGCAUGAGGACAGUAAAGGUGCCCAUCUCCAAGAUGCAUGCGCGCCAAAGCAUGUGGACGCAUCCGCCAUUGACCUCAGCGUGCUCUGCAGCCUCUCGUACCUGCGCGACUCGGACGAUGGCCUCAACAUGUCGUCAUCCUCGUCGUCCUCCGAGGACGACGAUGGAUCGCCGCUGCCGUCAGAUGACGAUGGCGAGAGCGACGUGCCAUUGCCGUUCCGUGCAAAGCGAGCGCGCACCGACGACGAAGACUCGGAUUUUAUGGAGCGCGUCAAGAAGCGGUCGACCAUUUUGCCGUGCAAGCACCCGGGGUGCACGAAAGGCGCUCGGUCGCGCGGCCUCUGCAAGCGACACGGCGGCGGGAAGCGGUGUUCGGUCGACGACUGCGCGCGCAGCGACCAAGGCGGCGGUUUCUGCAUCAAGCACGGCGGCGGUCGGCGAUGUGCCGUGGAAGACUGCAAGAACUCGUCCCAGUCGCGCGGCCUCUGCAAGCGGCACGGCGGGAUUCGCCCGCGCCGGCGCAACCCGUCGUGACGACACGAUUGAGUAUCGACACCCUUUUCUAUUUACACGAAUUCGUGCACCAUGC